GGUCGGGGCUGUGGUGGCCUGGCGGAGGGGGUAUGAAGCUGCUGCGGGGGCCGCUGGGGGCUGCCCUGGGCCUUGUAUUGCUGCUGAGCCCGGUGCAGACGGUGGAGCCCAUCAGCCUCGGGCUGGCGCUGGCUGGCGCCGCCUCAGCGCUCACCGGCCUCAUCUCCUACCCCCGCCUCUACUGCUACUUCAGGGAGUGCUGCCUCCAGCGGGAGGGGGCCCGGGCGGGAGCAGCACUGCAGGAGGAUUUGGACAAGAAACUGUUUGGUCAGCACCUCGUGAAGAAGGUGAUUGUGAAAGCUGUGACUGGCUUCUUGAACAAUACAAACCCCAAAAAGCCUCUCACCCUCUCCUUGCAUGGAUGGACUGGUACUGGCAAAAACUUUGUCAGUAAAAUAAUUGCAGAGAGUAUCUACGAAGGAGGCCUGAACAGCAAUUAUGUCCAUCAGUUUGUGUCUACUUUGCAUUUUCCCCAUGCACAUAGUAUUGGGCAGUACAAGGACCAGUUGCAGUCAUGGAUUCGGGGAAACGUGAGCGCCUGUGGCAGGUCAAUCUUUAUAUUUGAUGAAAUGGAUAAAAUGCACGCAGGGCUCAUUGAUUCCAUCAAACCAUUCUUGGACUAUUACGAGCAGCUUGAUGGAGUAUCCUAUCGGCGUGCCAUCUUCAUCUUUCUCAGCAAUGCGGGGGCUGAAAAGAUAACAGAGGUGGCAUUAGAUUUCUGGAAAAGUGGAAAGAAAAGGGAAGACAUGGAACUCAAAGACCUGGAAGCUGGAGUGUCUCUGUCUGUCUUCAACAACAAGAAUAGCGGCUUUUGGCACAGCAGCCUGAUCGACAGAAACCUCAUUGAUUAUUUUGUCCCCUUUCUGCCUCUGGAGUACAAACACGUGAAAAUGUGUGUCAGGGUUGAACUUGAAUCACGUGGCUACAUGGUGGAUGAAGAAAUCAUAACCAAAGUAGCUGACGAGUUGACCUACUUCCCCAAGGAGGAGAAAAUCUACUCUGAUAAAGGAUGCAAAACUGUGUUCACCAAGCUGGAUUUUUACUAUGACUUAUAAUGUUUUACGAAGCUGUAAUCUGCAAAGGAAAAAAUGAACCUAAUCACGAAGUGGAGAAACCGAAACAUUUCAUUUGUCAAGCACUUUAAAAAAAAAAAAAAAAAAAAAGGAACAUUGUCAUUUAAUUGCCUGAUGUAAAUAAGUGGCAAUACACUUGUCUUUUUAUUCUGGGGGAGCCUUGUAAUAGUCAUAUCUUCAAAAGAUGUCAGUCCUGUGCCAUGAAGUUAGGAAAGAACUGUGCAUGGAGCAGUCACCCCUUCCAGAGCAUUGUCUAACAGUGCCUAUGGUUUAUCUCAAAUCAUGGAUUGGUUGAUUGCUACAAUUGUUCAGUGGAACACGGCUAUGUACAUUAGACCUGCAGUUUUGAUCUGGUUUUAAUUAGGUUUUAAUUUGUAGAAGUGGUUUCCAGAUGGUACAGAAUAUUUUAAUCAAGGCCCUUAUAUCUGCAAGACCAUUCCUAGGAGUUGUGGGUGGGGUAUUUCCCAGACUGUCCUUUGAAAAGUGGAUAUGCAGGUUUGUUUGUUUUCUUAAAAAUAACCACCCUUGGUGUUUCCAGCUGUAUUAGAACCAAAGUGCAGGAGUGAGCCCGUAUGUCCUUUUACCUAGCAUGAUGUAGUGUCAUUCUUAUAAAAACAAGGGUGUAAACUGUUCCUUCUGGUGCCAAAUUGCAUUAGGAGAAGGUCAGUAUGUGAAACAAGGCUGAGUAAGAAGAGGAACUGCAGCAAAGUCAUUGACUAUGUCCCUGUAAUGGAGUUAGUUCCUUCUUUGGCUGUUUGCUGUGAAGUGUAGCGGUGACACUCAGUCUUUCCUUUUCCUUCUUUGUGGUAAUGAAGAAAAGGGCUGUUUACUAAAA
Messenger RNA from Terrapene triunguis (Three-toed box turtle), 1908 nucleotides. Its product is annotated as torsin-1A-like. Gene Ontology annotation, cellular component: nuclear envelope; endoplasmic reticulum; endoplasmic reticulum lumen. NCBI's taxonomy places the organism in Eukaryota, Metazoa, Chordata, Testudines, Emydidae. The transcript is spliced from 5 exons. The coding region runs from base 33 to 1055 and encodes 340 amino acids. The record is from RefSeq and is a predicted model, not a curated record. Gene Ontology annotation, biological process: nuclear membrane organization; protein localization to nucleus. Gene Ontology annotation, molecular function: ATP binding; kinesin binding; ATP hydrolysis activity.